GUGCGUACUGCAGCGUCUUGGUGACCAGAGUUCUCAGAGGAUAAAAACCCCGGUGCGCUGUGGCUGCUGCAGGUAUCUCACUACUCGACUGUAAACGGUCAAUUGAAAGGAUGGCAAACAGUAGCAGAACCCACGCCGACGUUUCGGACGUUUACAGGGGGACAUUUGUCCACUCGACCCCGCAAACAGCGCUGCAGGUCCUGGAAGAUGCGCUCCUCGGAGUGGAUACUGAUGGAAAGAUUGCUUUCAUCGGUAAAGGCUCAGAAGUAGACACACUGUCUCAGACGUUUGGUUUCAGUGCGACUAACAUCACCCAGCUGGCACCCCAUGAGUUCUUCAUGCCAGGACUUGUGGACACUCACAUCCAUGCAUCACAGUACAGCUAUGCUGGCACAGCCCUGGACAUGCCCUUACUGCAGUGGCUCAAUACCUAUACAUUCCCUGUGGAGUCACGCUUCAAGGACCUUGAGUUUGCCAACAAAGUCUACACCCAAGUGGUGAGACGGACUCUGAGAAAUGGAACAACCACUGCAUGUUACCACGCUACCAUACAUACAGAAGCUUCUCUACUGUUAGGACAGAUCGCAAAUGACUUUGGACAGCGUGCCUUGGUGGGUAAGGUGUGCAUGGACAGAAACAAUUCUGUGAAACAUUACAAGGAAACCAGUCAGGAGUCUCAAGAAGAAACCUGCAGGUUCAUUGCAGAGCUCUUAAACAAAAAGUACCCACGGGUAAAGCCGGUAGUGACUCCACGCUUCGCUCCAUCCUGCACAGGAGCCUUACUAGGACAGCUGGGAGCGAUCGCUAAGAAUAACAACCUGCACAUUCAGAGUCAUAUCAGCGAAAACGUUGAGGAGGUGAAGCUUGUAAAGGAUAUGUUUCCUGAAUCAGAGUCUUACACACACAUCUACCACAAAUACAACCUGCUCACUGACAAGACAGUGAUGGCCCAUGGCUGCUACCUCUCCGAUGAAGAGUUGAAUCUGUUCAGAGAGACAGGAGCCUCUUUGUCUCAUUGUCCCAACUCCAACAUUUCGUUGUGCAGUGGUAUUUUAAACGUCCGCAAUGUCCUGAAACAUAAAGUGAAGCUGGGGCUCGGAACAGAUGUUGCAGGGGGUUACUCUGCCUCCAUGCUGGACGCUGUGAGGAGAGCUCUCGACUCGUCCAAAGUGUUGACCAUCCAGGACCCGGAACACGAAACACUCACCUUUGAAGAGGUGUUCAGACUGGCAACACUGGGAGGCAGCCAAGCCUUGUCCAUGGACGACCAAACAGGGAACUUUGAACUGGGCAAAGACUUUGACGCUCUGAGGGUGAAUGUAGCUGCUCCUGGUGGACCCAUAGACCUGACCCAGUCUGACGCACCAAAGAUCCUUUUGGAGAAGUUCUUGAAUUUGGGUGAUGAUCGAAACAUAGUGGAGGUGUUUGUCGCAGGCAGGAAGGUGGUUCCUUUCACAGACAAAAAUGAGUAAACACUUGGAUCAUCUGCUCACCUUCACGCGUCUCACUGCCUAAAACCCACCAGGAAACUUAUCUUGAAGAGGACUGAACAACUCAAACACAUCAGUGAUAAUAUUUGAGCAGCACAGGAAUAAUGUGUUGCAAACGACCCCAUGCUUCAUACAUUUUGCUGCUACACACUUCCCUUUAGACAUUAUCACAUUAAACAUUAUACUGUUAAAUCCUGAAGAUUUUUUAAAUUAGGUUCAGUGAGGGUCAUGAAAGACUUUGGUCAGCUGUGUUAAAAUUCUGUCUUCUCCAAGUCUUAAUGGCUGAUUACAGGAUUUACCACAGGAAAUAAGGGACUUAUCAAGAGCUGUGAACCUUUCCCGUUACCUGUUAGUCACUGCAGCUAGUUGGCUUGUUGCUAAUUCUAUAUUUUAACUGAACUAUCUGAAAAAAAGUGAUCUUUUGCUUAUUUGUUGUAGACUUUGUAGUUUUAUUUACGUAAAUCUUUCACUUAAACUAGCACAUUUAAAAGAACAAGUGGACUCCAGAGUGUGUGACUUAUUUUCUAUUUGAUGUGGAGAUGACAUUGUGCUGCCUUAAGAAAUCAAAACACGGUCCGAGAAGUUCAGUCGGAAUGUCAGACUUUGUCCUGGUGUUGUAAAGGUGCUCCGUGUAGCUGCAGAGCCUCGCCUUAGUUAGUAAUCUUUAAGACAUGCUUUUGUUGCUGAGAUUGUUUUAUGAACAAAAGACUUCAGUUCUACUUACUCAUCCAGUUUUAAUAGUACACUCCUAUCUUGUGUUUGAAAAGACAAAGGCACAUGAUCAUAUUCUAAUCUCUUUGGUUUCACUUUAACACAUUCAGUUUCUCAUGAAAUGAAAAUCAUGUUGCAGCAGUAUAUCUACAGCUAUUGUCUUAAGAAGUUACUAUUAAAAACAAAUUUAAACUUACUUUGGAUUUUACAUUUUUACUUCAAAUCCCACUCUGAUUUGACUAAGUGGAAAGUCAAAUUUUACUUAACCUGGUGCCUUAAGAUCAAAAUCAUUUCACUUUCUUACGACUGCUUUAUGGCUGAGAUUGUUUUUCUUUUUAGCUCAAUGUAGAUUUUCCUCAAUCCCACAAUGUAUUUUUAAUGAUGUAAAUGUAAAUCAAUACAAUGUGUCUUAUGAUUAUUUGCUAGAUGAAGGGGAAUUAAAUGCACUGAUUGCUGAAUAUGUGUUUGUCUUUUAUAAAUUAAAAUGUAUUCAAACAUAAUCACUCUUUGACUCUGGAUUUUAAAUGUAAAAAUCUGAAUGCCAAAUCUAUUCUUUUGGUUUAUUUAAUGCUAUUCUCUCUAAUGUGCAGUUACUCAAGGGCAGCUUCUCGUCGCAAACCAUAUUUCAAGAUUUACAAAUGUGUGAAUUCACAAAAUGUGUAACUGACACUUCCAGCACGCUCACAGUUUCUUUAAUCGACUAUCUUCACCAUCUGGUCCAGACAGCAGAGAGGGUUAUAUAGCAGUAGCAUAUAAGUGAGACAUGAAGAUGGUGUCUGACCCUACUGACAGUAAGGACUCUUCUCAAAAAACACACCAUCAGUGAUCGCUGCCACAGUCAUUAGAGGGCGACACUGUGCUUGAAACCGCCAGUUAUCACAUAUCUGCACUCAUUAAAGUCCUCACAACAGACACAAAAAUCGAAUACAUAAUAUUUACAAAACUUGUCAAAUGCUGAUAGUUAAGAUUGUGUCUCAUCGUGUGGUAGUUUAUUGAUUCAGUUCAUGUUUGAAAAAGGAAGCCCAUGUACAACUUUUUAGAAUAAGCAAAGCAAAUGAAGUCACACAUGAGAGACACUGAUUUUAGAUUCAAUAAAAAAAAAGAAGGAGGGGAUUACUAGCUCGAUUUAGAGUUAAAAAUCUAAGAUCCCCUCAAAAUGAUAUUAAUGUGAGUAAAUACAGUAGUUAUCAAAUCCCAAAAAUUUAAGUACAGUUUGUUUCUCCCUCCUACCUGUUUUUAUUUUUAUUUUCAUGUAAAAUAAUGUGUUCGGUGUUUUUCACCUGUAUAAAAAAUGCAUACUUUUUACUUUGUUGUAUUUCCCUGUGUGUAUCUGUUGAGCCAAUUGUUGCAGAAUAUGGUAAACAAUACAAAGGCCUAUAUGGAGCUUUUUAUAGCUUUUAAAGCUGAUGGUGGUAGUAAUCUAUGUCAACAAGACUACUAUUUCAUUUAGUUUCAUUUUAAGUGUUACAACCUAGAGAUAUUUAAAUUUAAGAUCAUCUUAAAUUGAAAUAAGAUUAGGAUAAUCUUUUUCAUAAAGGUAAUCACUGUGUCCUCAUCAUGUAUGGAAAAAUAAAUUUCCCCUGGUAAUCGAUCCUGUUUUUUGUUUGUUUGUUUCUGAUUGAAUCAAAUAAAUGAAUCAGAACCUUU
Molecule: messenger RNA, 3848 nt
Organism: Labrus mixtus (cuckoo wrasse)
Lineage: Eukaryota; Metazoa; Chordata; Actinopteri; Labriformes; Labridae
Gene: gda
Product: guanine deaminase
Exons: 14
Coding region: 111-1472 (453 amino acids)
Biological process (GO): guanine catabolic process
Cellular component (GO): cytosol
Molecular function (GO): zinc ion binding; guanine deaminase activity
Source: RefSeq, a predicted model, not a curated record